This is a messenger RNA of Trichoderma harzianum CBS 226.95, 495 nucleotides long. RefSeq lists its product as hypothetical. The transcript has a single exon. Gene Ontology annotation, molecular function: tRNA-specific adenosine deaminase activity. Gene Ontology annotation, biological process: tRNA wobble adenosine to inosine editing. NCBI's taxonomy places the organism in Eukaryota, Fungi, Ascomycota, Sordariomycetes, Hypocreales, Hypocreaceae. The coding region runs from base 1 to 495 and encodes 164 amino acids. The record is from RefSeq and is a predicted model, not a curated record.
AUGGUCAACCGAGAAGAAGCCCUCAAGCUCUGCGUCAGCCUCGCCCGUGAAUCCCUCGAAGCAGGCGACUCCCCCUUCGGCUCCGUCCUAGUCGACGCAGACGGCAACAUCCUCCACAAGGACCGCAACCGCAUCGUCACAGGCGAAGCAGGAAACUUCCAGGCCGACGCGACGCUGCACCCGGAACUGACGCUGGCCCGGUGGGCGCAGCUCAACCUCACGCCCGAGGCCCGCGCCUCCGCCGUCGUCUACACGUCCGGCGAGCACUGCGCCAUGUGUGCGGCUGCCCACGCGUAUGUCGGGCUGGGCCGGAUCGUGUAUGUUACUUCCACGGCGCAGUAUCAGAGCUGGAUGGAAGAGGCUGGAGUCGAAAAGGGCCCUGUGGCGGCGCUUCCGAUUAAUGCUGUUGCGCCGCACAUUCAGGUUGAAGGACCGGUUCCGGGGUUAGACUUGGAGGUUAAGGCGCUGCAUCAACAGAGAUGGCAGAAGCGAUAG